This is a messenger RNA of Erigeron canadensis, 2070 nucleotides long. RefSeq names its product sulfhydryl oxidase 2. NCBI's taxonomy places the organism in Eukaryota, Viridiplantae, Streptophyta, Magnoliopsida, Asterales, Asteraceae. Gene Ontology annotation, biological process: protein folding. The record is from RefSeq and is a predicted model, not a curated record. Gene Ontology annotation, molecular function: flavin-dependent sulfhydryl oxidase activity; protein disulfide isomerase activity. Gene Ontology annotation, cellular component: Golgi membrane. The coding region runs from base 110 to 1684 and encodes 524 amino acids. The transcript is spliced from 12 exons.
CUAAAAACUCUGAUUUUCGAGUCUUUGAACAGACUUCUCAUUUUCAACCGGAAAACAUUUCUCCGUCUUUCCCUUCCGGUUAACUCCAAUCUCUAUAUCUAUAUAUUCCAUGUCUUCAGUAUUUAAGCUUUUGCAUACACUUUUAGUAUUCUACACCUUGCUAUCGUUCUCUAUAUCAUCAUCAUCGGCUAUUCCGCCGGGAUCUCGAUCGCUCCUACGUGUCACUAAAUCCGGCGCCGGAGAUCAAUCUGAUUUCGCCGUCGAUUUGAACGUCACUAACUUUGAUUCUGUUCUUAAAGAUACUCCAGCUAUUUAUGCCAUUGUUGAAUUCUUCGCUCACUGGUGCCCGGCUUGCAGAAACUAUAAGUCCCAUUAUGAAAAGGUUGCUAGGCUUUUCAAUGGAGCCAAUGCAGUUCAUCCAGGGACCGUACUGAUGACACGAGUAGACUGUGCGAAUACGAUUAAUACUAAACUCUGUGAUAAGUUCUCUGUUACUCACUACCCAUCCCUAUAUUGGGGACCCCCUUCUAAGUUUGUUGGCGGCAGCUGGGAUGGAAAAAGUGAGAAAAGUGAUAUCCGUCCUAUUGAUGAUGGAAGAACAGCUGAUCGUUUGCUCAAAUGGAUUAAUAAACAGCUGGGAAGCUCAUAUAGUCUUGAAGAUGAGAAAUAUGAAAAUGAUCAGCUUAUUCAUUCAAACGUCUCAGACCCUGGACAGAUUGCACGUGCUGUAUAUGAUGUCGAAGAAGCUACAUCUAUUGCCUUUGAUAUCAUUUUAGCACACAAGUUGAUUAAACCAGAUACUAGAGCUACACUUAUAAAGUUCAUGCAGCUAAUGGUGGCUCAUCAUCCUUCCAGAAGGUGUCGGAAAGGAAGUGCUGAUAUACUUGUCAACUUUGACGAUUUAUACCCUUCAAAUAAGUGGCCCACAAACAAACAGGAAUCUGGAAAUGGGAGUAGACAUGGUGGUGUAGCCAAAUUUGACAUAUGUGGAAAAGAAGUUCCCCGUGGAUAUUGGAUGUUUUGUCGUGGCAGCAAGAAUGAUACUCGGGGCUUCAGCUGUGGUUUAUGGGUUAUGUUACAUUCACUUUCAGUGAGAGUUGAAGAUGGAGAGAGUCAGAUGGCGUUUACAUCUACCUGCGAUUUUAUUCACCAGUUUUUCAUGUGUGAGGAGUGUCGUCAACACUUUUAUAGUAUGUGCAAAAGAGUUUCCACUCCAUUCAGCAAUACACGUGACUUCGUCCUAUGGUUAUGGACUGCACAUAACGAGGUCAACACUAGAUUAAUGAAAACUGAAUCGUCUCUUGGAACUGGUGAUCCUAAGUUUCCAAAAACAACCUGGCCUUCAAAGCACCUUUGCCCUAAUUGCUAUACAAACCAGAAUCAAGAUGAGGAAAGCAGCUCAAUUGAUUGGGACCUUGACGAGGUCUUCAAGUUUUUAGGCAGCUACUAUGGAAAGAAACUUGUGUCCUUGUAUACAGAGAAAGACAAGGCGCAUGCUCAGAUAAAAAAUGAUGCAGCUUCAGAAGACCUGUUACAACCAACAAAUGCACUUGUUGUUCCUGUGGGGGCAGCUUUGGCAAUUGCAGUGGCUAGCUGUUUAUUUGGUGCACUUGCUUGCUGUUGGCGGUCUCAACAAAAGAAUCGGAAGUAUUUUCAUAAACCCCAACUUUUAAAGAUUGUAUAACUAUUAGGCCAAGAAGAAGCUGAAGCUGAUGGUGUGCAAAAGCAACUGAAUUAGCAAGAGUGUUUUUUGAAUUAAGGUCCCCUUCUCACUUCUUAUUUGGCAUACAUAUAUGUAUGGUAUGACAAGCAAUGUACAGAUAUGGAAGAAACUUCACCCCUCUUUUUUGACGAUUAUCGUGUCUGAUUGUUUGCUGGAAAGAAUGAGUGCAAUGUAUUUGAUUACCCAGUACUUUUAGAUUUGUAACCAAGAGUGUCCAAACAUAUAUCUUUGCUGAAGGCUCAUAGUACACAUUAGCAAGGAUGGCAGGAUUGAAUAUUGAUGAUCACACACAUUAGUAAAUUUACAAAAAAUGGUUAAUAGAUGAUGUUGUUUGCAUGUUCUUACAA